AUGACCGUCGGCAGCCUGAGGAAAGCUGGAGACGUUCUCCCCAAUCCACGAGAGCCCGGGAGGUCAGAGAAGGUCAAGUCAGGCCUUUUGACGACCCAAGCGAUAGGAAAAUUGGAAGGCACAAAACAAAGAAACGACAAUAAUGUAAUUAAG
Molecule: messenger RNA, 153 nt
Organism: Pelobates cultripes (western spadefoot toad)
Lineage: Eukaryota; Metazoa; Chordata; Amphibia; Anura; Pelobatidae
Source: the annotation of a GenBank genome assembly